UUUAUCUUUCGUUGUUGUGACUUGGAUAAAUUAAGCAUCAAAUCCCAAAGAUUCACACUAUUUACUGCAAACGGAAUACCGAAGUUGGAGGGAAAGAUAACUGCUCGGGGUCAGAUGUCACUCGCAACUUUAUUUUGAAAAUCCCCUGAUUCACACAGCGGAAGUAGAUGAUAUUCUUCUUCCGGAGGUUGCGCGCUGUUAUGUUUUACGUUCCGAUUUGUGUUUUGCUUUAUCGUUUGUGUUUUUUUUGUGACAUUAUUUUUAGCAGCCGCGUUGGCUGUAACUUACUGACACGUCUUGCACAUGACGCGUUUGUUUGACGCUUCAAGGAACGACGCACCGAGUUAGCGAUCUACGUUACAGAAUAACCGCGCUGCCGACUUCACGACUCGCUAGCUUGCAGGAUGUCUAAACUUGAACGUUUGAAUGCCCGAGUGGCUAAGCUGCUGACCGAAGCGGUGCACGAGGUGCUCGGGGUGGUGAAGGAGACGGUGUCAGAGUACCAGGAGAAAACCGCCCGAACGCAAAGAGAGAACGAGAGUCUGAAGAGGAGGCUGCAGGACCUCCAGGACAAGAUGACCAGAUCAAGUAUAGCUGUUCUUCCGACGUGGAGUCCGUUCCCUGAAGAGACAGAAGACACGCUGAGUCAGGAGCAGGAUUUGCUGCUCGCUUUGAGGCAGGACCUGGGCCUCGCUCUGCAGAUAAGCGGCCACCAAGCCGACCAUGACGUGAAGCGUGAACUGGAACCGCAGGAGAGCUUCACUGACACCGAACCGCAAGCCGAGUGCGACGCCGAGCCGACGGCAGAAGAUCGCAUCGCCCGACGAGAGGCGGUGACGCCGAUUAUCGAGGACGCGAUGACGGUCCACACGUACAGCGACGACGCAGAAAACAGCGCCGUCUCUCCCAAUAGUGCGUGCACCUCUCGAUAUGGCACCUCGCUCGGGGUAGACCUGGCGAUUAUCAAAAGAGAGUUGGAACUAACAGACUGCACCACAUCGGAACCGCCGGCUCUUCAGCGGCAGUACGGCGGAUGUGUCGAUUUGAGCUGCAACUCCUCCCGUCAGAACUCCGCUGAGACGGACGGGUCGCAAGCCGGCGCCGAGCCUCCCGAGCGCGUCUUCGUCCACUCGAGACACGGCGCGCCGAGGAGGCACGGCUUCGCCAAAACCAACAGGGGAGCGUUCGAAGGGAGGAAAAUCCGGAUGGAGCACUUCACGGGAGACGAGUCGCACUUGUGCGUCGUGUGCGGAAAGACGUUCGGCAGGCUCGGCAACUUGAGGAUCCACCAGCGCUGUCACACGGGGGAGAAGCCGUACGGCUGCGUUCAGUGCGGGAGGCGGUUCAGUCAGGCGGGAGACCUGAAGAAACACAAGAGGGUGCACACCGGGGAGAAACCCUACUACUGCAACCAGUGCGGGAAGAGCUUCAGUCGGGGGGAGAAUCUGAAAAGACAUAAGAAGAUCCACAUCGGAGAGAUCUUACAGUUGCAGCAAGCGUGGCGGCAGCAACAGCCGUGAUGGUUCUGCUCGACUUAAAUAUAUCAGCACACUGUGUUUAGAAUCUGUGUCGCAUCUUUUUGGACUUUGCCCUGCGCUUCAGUCAUCGUUGCAGAUCUAAACUACAGAACAUAUUGAAACGAGUCUUUUGAAUGUCUUUUGGAUUUUCAGUGUUAUGUGCUCGUCACGCUCGUCUUUUUGGCCGUCUGAUUGUGAUGAAAACGGGCCCCGGAACCAAAGAGGCUAUAAAGCUUUACAGAUAGCGACGCACUGGUAUUUAUCAUUAUCCGACUAAUAUUGUGGGAAAACAGGAUUUGGUCAAUUGAGGAAUUGCAAAUCUCGUAGAAAUGUUGUAGUAAUAUUCACUCAAAGGUCCUCCACAUCCGUGAUGGAUUCAUAAAUAUUGUGGCUGAUUAGAAGUCGGGACUUUGUGCUCUCUCCUUCUCCUGUUUGCGUUAUUGUACCACAAGUUCCAUCUCGAUCUUUCUUGUUGGUACAAAGAGUUUUUACUCCAGUGGAGCUCACCUUCAGUCCAGGUCUAGUGCAGGGGUGUGCAGGGCGUUUACGGUCGGCAUCGGCAAAUAGCACGUUUUAUUUUGGAGAUUUUUAUUUGAAUUUAUUUUUACGACGCACAGCAUUAUCAGGAAUGUGACAGGCAACGCAGUAGAUACAACUUUAGACGUUAACAUUUUAAAAGCUGUAUUCGGGGUUCGUACGGUCAUGGGAAACCUGGAAAAGUCAUGGAAUUAUAAAAGUCUUUUCCAAGCCUGGAAAAGUCAUGGAAAAAACUUAAAUCAUAAAAGUUUGGGAAAAAUCAUGGAAAUUUGUUAUAAUCACAUGUUCAUUUACGCCGAGUUUGAAAUAAUUGAUAUGUUUUUUAAAGAAAGACGCUCAAAAUAUGAGCCGGCGUACGCUCUCAAUACGCAACAUUUUUAAAUUGUUCAUGUUUAUACCGAGAUUUCAGUUUGGUCGUGGACAUUUGGUUUAAAGUCCUGGAAAUCCAUCGGUCAACAUGUGUAAGAACCCUGUGUAUUAAUGCAUCUCUACUUUGCUGUAACAACUCUUGUUUUUGGGCUAAAUAUGUAUAUACAGUGAGCCUUUGAUCAGGAGAGAAGGUUGACGCAUUGUGCGUUGACACUGUGUUAUAUUACAACGCACUGUCUGGCCACGUAGACAAAUUAGUUCUGUCAAAUAAGUAAAUGGUGAAGACAAUUAUUGAAACUUUUGAAAAUCAGGAUAGGAGAUUAUUAUUGAAAUUGUCUGAUUUUCCAGAUUUAUUGAAGCUUGCUGUGUGCUGGAUAGAUUAAUUUCAAUUCUUGGGGGUAUUAAUGUAAACCGCCAUUAAAAUAGCGUUUGCACAGCUAAACAAUAAAUUAAUUUAUUACCACCACAAAUGGCCAAUUUGAGUCUAUGAGCGUCUAUUCUUUAGAAGUCUCACUAACGUCACUCAAAGGCGUGUUUAUGUAUUCACAGGUAUAUUGUCAUAGCUUAAUUCAUUUGUAAAAAAGAAGUAAGAACACACACACACACACACUGCCUUCCAUCCCCCUGUGGCUGUGUAAUUAUUACCUCAUGUCAUAUUAUACAGCUGGAACUUGUGAGAAAUGAUCUCAUGUUCUCGUUUUUAUAGGCUGUGGCUCAGUGGGGUCAGGGGGUCGUCCUGCAACCCCAAGGUCGUCGGUUCGAUCCCCGCUCUCCCCGUUAGUUGCAAGUGGAAGUGUCCAUGAGCAAGGCACUGAACCCCCAGUUGCUCCCCGGGCGCUUCACUGCAGCCCACUGCUCCUUCAUCACUAAGGAGGGGUUAAAUGCAGAGGAUAAAUCUCCUUCCUGUGUACCUGUACACAAUGACAAUAGAUUGAAUCCAAUCCACUUUUUUCACAUGUAGCCCUACUCCUCUGUAUAUUUAUAAAUGCUUAUUAAAGUUAUUUUCUAAUGCAAACCACA
Messenger RNA from Pseudoliparis swirei, 3443 nucleotides. RefSeq names its product zinc finger and SCAN domain-containing protein 31-like. The coding region runs from base 405 to 1520 and encodes 371 amino acids. The record is from RefSeq and is a predicted model, not a curated record. The transcript has 3 exons. Gene Ontology annotation, cellular component: nucleus. Lineage: Eukaryota; Metazoa; Chordata; Actinopteri; Perciformes; Liparidae.